This is a messenger RNA of Diaporthe amygdali, 246 nucleotides long. RefSeq names its product ubiquitin family protein. The record is from RefSeq and is a predicted model, not a curated record. The coding region runs from base 1 to 246 and encodes 81 amino acids. NCBI's taxonomy places the organism in Eukaryota, Fungi, Ascomycota, Sordariomycetes, Diaporthales, Diaporthaceae. The transcript is spliced from 2 exons.
AUGCCUUCCAAGCUCAACAUUUUCUCCAAGGGCUCCCGUCCCAAGUCCGGCAAUGCUGCCGACUACGCAAGGCUACAGGAUCCCCGCGGCUCCACCGAGUCAUCAGCGCCCUUGACCGAGUCUGUCGACCUCGCAGAAGAGAAGCGCAAGGCUCGGGAGGCCAUGCGGCAAAAACAAGCUGAGGAAUUUCUGGCAAAACAAGGCUACGCGGCCACCUUUCCUGGCUUCCCGCAAUACAGAACGUAA